This is a messenger RNA of Recurvomyces mirabilis, 834 nucleotides long. RefSeq lists its product as uncharacterized. NCBI's taxonomy places the organism in Eukaryota, Fungi, Ascomycota, Dothideomycetes, Mycosphaerellales, Teratosphaeriaceae. The transcript is spliced from 3 exons. The record is from RefSeq and is a predicted model, not a curated record. Bases 1 to 834 code for a protein of 277 amino acids.
AUGGCAUCUCUACCACAUCUGCGUCUCCUUUUCUUCGACGUAUUUGGCACAUCUGUGGUGCAGCGGGAACCAGUAGCAGAUGAACUGUGGCUUGCUGCUAAAGACGCACUUGACGAGCAAGGCCUGUCUUUGAUCGAUAGUGAAGUCCGUACGAAAGCGACGCAGAUGACGUACGAGCAGUGGUUCGAGCUUGGCGGGAAAUGGAACGAAUCCAAGGACGAUUUCAUCAGGGAAAGCAAGGCGAAGCACGGUAGCGUGGAUUGGAGAGAGGUUGAUCUACGACGCAUCGAGUCCUUACGCACGCUACUGGCAGGUCGUGGCCUCAUCAAACUGAACAAAAAGGGUCAAGCCGAAAAAGGCUCUCUAUUCUACGACGUACAGCUGGACCAUCUUGGCCGUGUCUGGCACCGCCUACCUCCAUGGCCUGACACCUGUCGUGGUCUGAGUCUACUGAACAGUAAAGCCACCAUGGUGGCCCUGAGAAAUACCUAUAACGACUUGCUGCAGUCCCUGGUCGCCCACAGCAAAAUCCCCUUUACUCAUGUGUUUUCCGCUGACAUGUUCGACUCCUUCAAGCCGAAUCCGAAGGUCUAUCUUGGCGCGAGCGAGAGACUUGGUGUGAGACCCGACGAAAGCGCGCUUGUAGCUGCACAUCUGGGCGAUUUGCAAGGAGCAAAGGCCUGUAGGUUUCGCACCAUAUAUCUCAACAGGCCAUUGGAGGAGAAGAACCCCGAGCUACAGCACGAGGAUAUAGCUGAUUUGGUCAUCGAAGAGCACGAGGAAGGCUUCAUUACACUUGCAAAGCUGUUGGGACUAGCAGUCGGCUCGAGUUGA